Molecule: messenger RNA, 2070 nt
Organism: Aspergillus heteromorphus CBS 117.55
Lineage: Eukaryota; Fungi; Ascomycota; Eurotiomycetes; Eurotiales; Aspergillaceae
Product: putative C6 transcription factor
Exons: 5
Coding region: 1-2070 (689 amino acids)
Biological process (GO): regulation of DNA-templated transcription
Molecular function (GO): zinc ion binding; DNA-binding transcription factor activity, RNA polymerase II-specific
Source: RefSeq, a predicted model, not a curated record
AUGCAAGAAUCGUCCGAUUCCAGCGCGCCCGAAGACCCUCCUCCAUCCCAGUCCUCACAGCCGUCGCAGCUCUCGCAGCCCUCGCAGCCCUCAUCCGGCACCAACCACAAGAUCGCCAUCCCGAGGCUCGCCCCCAGCGCCGUCAAGACCGACCAGCAACGCACCGCGCGCGCCUGCGUGGCCUGCCGCACGCGCAAGACCAAGUGCGAUGGGCACAGGCCCGUGUGCCGCCAGUGUCAUCGACUGAACUUCACGUGCAGCUACGCCGGGUCGAAGCGCGAGCGGCAGCAGUUGGAGCUCGAGUCGGCGCGCACGCGGAUCGCCUCGUAUGAGUCGCUGCUGCGCGACGUGCUGGCCGAGAGCAGCCGGCAGCGCAUCGCCUCCUUCGAGACCAUCUUCGACCAGCACUUCGAAAGCGCCCCCGAUGCCUUCGCCACCCUGCAGGCCGCGCGGUCCCUCCCCGACCAGCACGUCUCGUCGCCGCAGCCGGGCAUCUCGCUGCAUCGCAUGCACGUCACGCUGGCGGGCAACCCGCGCAACAACACCCCCCACACCCUGAGCGACGCCCCCCUCGUCACCGUCACCAACAUCCAGUUCUGGACCGACCUGGUCGACAACACCAUCGCCAGCCACCUGCUCUCCAUCUACUUCGCCUGGGAGAACCCCACCUGGCACCUGAUCGACCAGGAGAUGUUCGUCCGCGACCUCGAGAGCGGCCGCACGCGCUUCUGCUCCGCCCUCCUGGUCCACAUCCUGCUGUUCUUCGGCUGUGUAAUCGCUCGCCACUGCAGUCUGAUCUCGUCUUACCACCUGGGGCGCGUCACAGAUCGGCGCGAAGAGAAGAUCCUCGGCAAGAAGCUGUACGACUCCCUGCAGUGCCUGUGGCAUGCGGACCAGUACGACCCAGGCCUGCCCGCCGCCCAGUCCAGCAUCAUGAUCGGCUUGCUCUGCUGCACCUUCGGCCUCGACCGUCUCGGCACCAAAUACAUCAUGAUGGGCGCUGAGCUGACCCGCCGGCUAGGUCUGCAUUGCGCCUCCGCGCCAUACUUCACAUCUGACGUCGAGGACGAGGUGCUUCCGCUCUCCCGAUGCCACAAACUCGUGGCCACCGGCGUCUUCGACGUGCAGGCACUCGCCGCGCAAGUAUACCGCAAACCGGCCUCGUGGCUCCAUCCCCCGGCGGCCAGCUUCUCCCAGGAAGAGGCCGCGGCGCUGGACGACGGCCUGGAGUGGGCGCCGUACCCGUUCGCCACGCCCGUCUUCCGCCCCUUCUUCUACACGGUCACCUGGGCGCGCAACGGACUGGUCGAGAUCGUGAACGAGCUGGCCGCCUUCGCUCUGAAAUUCCCAGACGCGGUCAUGAAUACAGACGACUGGGUUUAUGGCUGUCAGUUGUACCAGCGUCUGCGACAAUGGCGCGCCAGCUUACCCUCCAUUAUUUUGCCCGAGGGGAACCGCUCCCCCAGCAUUCUUACCCUGCAAAUGUACUACCAAGCCACGAUCGUCUCCCUCGCGGAAACCUUCAACCUGAACAGUCCCCCCACACUGACGCCCCCUCCCCCCGCCGAUCCCACCUUCGACCCGCCGGCCCUCAAACUCCAAUCCCUCGAACACAUCGGCUCCCUCAUCCUGCUCUUCCAAACGGUGCACGGCCUGAAAACCGUCCCCAUCGUCAUGCUGCACUACUUCUGCGUCGGCGGCGUGCACUCCGUCUCGCAGCUCAGCGCCUCGGACCCAAAAUGGAGUCUGAUCCUGGAGAGCUGCGUCGUCGGGCUCUGGCACUUGAGUCUGGGGUGGGGACGUCUGUGUACCGCCUUCUUGAGGACGAUCGAGCUCGUCAUGCUGGCGAGUAAGCCCGAUCCGACGCUUAUUUCGCCCCGCGUGACGGCGGUGCUCGAGCAGUUGAAGAGUAAGAGGUGGAGUGAGAAGGAUGUCGAGAGUUUGGCGGCCGAUUAUGUCGUGUAUCAUGUGCCGGUGGGGGUUUUGGGGGGAGAGGGAGAGGGAGGGGAGUUUCGUGCGCAGGGCCUGGAGAGUCUGAUUAAGUCGUUGAGGGGGUUUUCGGUGGAUUGA